Mycotypha africana is the source of this 738-nucleotide messenger RNA. Its product is annotated as PQ loop repeat-domain-containing protein. The transcript is spliced from 4 exons. Lineage: Eukaryota; Fungi; Mucoromycota; Mucoromycetes; Mucorales; Mycotyphaceae. Gene Ontology annotation, biological process: basic amino acid transmembrane export from vacuole. Gene Ontology annotation, cellular component: fungal-type vacuole membrane. Bases 1 to 738 code for a protein of 245 amino acids. The record is from RefSeq and is a predicted model, not a curated record.
AUGGACGCCUCUUCAAUAGCGGGCUACUUGUCGAUAUUAUGUUGGCUUAUUGUGUUUACACCACAAUUAUGGGAAAAUUAUACUAGAAAAAGUGGUGAUGGUCUAUCGGUCACCUUUUUGGUAAUCUGGUUAGCAGGCGAUGUGUUUAACUUGUUAGGCGUUAUUAUGCAGGAUUUGCUAGUAACAAUGUUCGUACUUGCGUUAUAUUAUACCGUUGCGGAUAUGGCAUUGAUCUGGCAAGUCUUUUACUAUAAGAAGAAGCGAUCACAGCAUAAGCAUUAUCACAAAAGGAGUUUUAGUGAUGAAGAGCACGUUCAUAUACCACAUCAAUCACAAAUUUCUACUUUUGCAUUCUUCAAUGCAGUUUCAUUUUUAUCCAUGUUUCUGGUGACAACUUUCUCGUGUUACAGUUACUAUCAAGUACACAAUUCAGACAAAGUGGGCAAUGAAAUCGAAUGGCUGCCACAAGUCAUGGGAUGGACGAGUGCUGUCUUGUACGUAGGAAGCCGUAUACCACAAUUAGCAAAGAAUUGGAAGAGUCAAAGCACGGAGGGACUCAGCAUGGGUAUGUUUUUCUGUGCUGUUAUGGGCAAUGUGUUAUUCUCUGCUUCUAUCUUUUUGAAAUCGACAGAGAGAAGUUAUCUCUUGAUGAAUCUUUCUUGGCUAGUAGGCAGUUGUGGCACCUUGCUAUUUGAUUUUAUUGUAAGUUACAAAUAUCUGCUACGUGUAUAUAUUUGA